GAUGAGUAAUCAACUUCUUGAAAUGGUGUACAGAUUACUCACAAGGCUUCGGGGAAUGUUGGGCAAACCUUGUUGUGACGUAGAUAAGUUAUAGUGCGAGGAGUGUAAUGGAGAGCCACAGGUAUAAAAGGGAAGAGCGAUGCACUGUCGUAGUUCUCAUAUGCCGCGAUCCCAUCGCAUCUAGAGGCAAAUGAUUUCCUCACUUCUUUUCACGUGCUCGAACUUUCUCUUUACAGGAAUUAACCCCCUCCUAACUUCUCCAAUAUUACAGCCGGAAAAUCAGUCCUCCAUAAUUGAAAUCAAUGAACAUUUCAAAGCGACUUUCGGUCCGUCACCUCAGCCAUUCAAGAUAUCAGUCGAUCCAGACUUCAUCGAACAAACCACAUUAAAAGCGUCUUUGACACGAUACACAACCGAUGUCAACCAACCCGAUUUCACCGAUGGUCCUCCUCGUCAUAAUGUCACCACAAUCCGUGAUUAUUGGGUCAAUAACUACUCUUGGUUCUCUGUUCAAGACCAGAUCAACAAAGAUUUGAGCCAAUACACCACAACUGUCUAUGCAGACGGUAACUAUACCUACCCUAUUCCCCUUCAUUUCGUGCACCACAAAUCUCCUCGAUCAGAUGCAAUCCCACUGCUUUUUAUCCACGGGUGGCCGGGUUCAUUCCUCGAAGUUAGCAAAAUAAUAAAUCAUUUAACGAACCCUUCAAAUACAUCAAUGCCUGCUUUCCACGUCGUGGCACCCAGCCUUCCAGGAUAUGGAUUCUCUCCAGCUCCGCAAUAUCCCGGUCUAGGACUGCGUGAAACAGGACAAGCAUUUAAUAAACUCAUGAUAGAACAACUUGGCUACUCGAAAUAUGUAAUCCAAGGAGGUGAUUUUGGCGGUUUCACACUCCGCUACAUGGCCGGACAGUUUCCUUCUAGCGUAGUAUCCUCACUCUCAAAUUUCUUCAUCGUGCCUCCGAAUUCUACGGAUCUCGAACGCUAUGCAAACGGGACGACGAGUGAGGAGGAGAACUUUCAAAUCGGAAGGCUCGAUAUGUAUAAUAACUAUUAUGCGGGGUAUAGAGAUAUUCAACAAACAAGACCAGAACAACUUGCUAUUGCGAUGACGGAUAGUCCGGUAGGAUUUGCUGCGUGGAUUUAUGAUUUUAUGUUUAGUCAUGUAGAUGGGUAUGUGUGGACGCCGGAGGAAAUUAUUACGUGGGCCAUGAUGUACUACAUUCAAGGGCCUUAUGCAGGAAUGAGGAUGUAUAAGGAACUUGCUAAGGUAAGGAACUGCAUAUUCAACGGGGUUUCGGUGGAUAUGAUGACUGAUUGUUUCAUAGGCUGGUACAUGGUUGAAUGAAGGAUUUCUACACAUUAGCAAUCCCGUCGGCGUUAUUGCGUUUCCCAAAGAUUUAGGAUAUAGAACGGUACGCAUCACUCGAAUGUUUAUGUUUCUACAUCACUAACCAUCGCUAGCCGACUUCCUGGCUCCAACGAUGGGCAAAUGUAACUUAUGAAGUUAAUCAUUCGAGAGGUGGGCAUUUUGCAGCACAUGAAGUUCCAGAUUUGCUUCUUGAAAAUAUUCGAACAUUUUGGGGUGAUAGCUCGCUUUCAAAUGCGGAUCAAUUCAAGGAGCAGCUAGAUCAUUUGUGGAUGAGUGAUGAGUUAUGAGCAGGGUGUAGAUGGGGAUUUGGGCAAGGGCUGUUGUGAUUGAUAUAUCAAUACAACUUUAUGGUAGCUAGAUGUAGAAGAUAAAAGCAUUUUUACUCCUAUGAGUUGUAUCUCGGUGGUUAGCAGCACUUGACUUCAGUGCUAUGUGGGUAGGCACAUCUAAAUUCAGAAAUAU
Sclerotinia trifoliorum is the source of this 1834-nucleotide messenger RNA. The record is from the annotation of a GenBank genome assembly. NCBI's taxonomy places the organism in Eukaryota, Fungi, Ascomycota, Leotiomycetes, Helotiales, Sclerotiniaceae.